GCAUAGGAGAGACACAGAAAGAAUAAAACACGGGCGGGUGGGGGGAGUUGGAAUAUGACAGGGAGGGGGAGAUUAAAAAGCAGCAGCAUGAGGAGGAGUAGGGAGGCAGGGUGAAAUAUGAAAGGAGGGUGCGGGAGAGAUAAAGGGAGGAGAGCGGUCGGGCAGUGUAUAUAUAAGAGAGUUGCGAGCUCCAGAGCAGACAGGGGACCAGGGAUAAGACGAGCAGCCGGUGCAGCCAGGGAUAUCGGUAGCUGCUUAUUGCGAUUUGUGUCUCAUCUGACUCCGCUUGUGACAGCUCCACUCACUUUCCUCCUUGCUCUCUGGGAGCUGCCGACCCCACACAGAUAGCUGGAAUUCUGCUUUUCACAAGCAAAAAUAUGGCCUUGCCGGAUGUGACUAGACUUCUGCGUGUAAUGUUCUGCACAUUGUUUGUUACACUUGGGUACACAGGUACAUGCCCUGAAGAUGAUCCUCAGCUAAAGCCCUGGAGCCCUGGCCACAAUGAAGACAAUCAUGUGAAUAUCAAUGGAACCACAAAGCUUCUCCUCACUUCAUCUGCCACUGUGCACUCUGUGCACAUCACUGAAGGAGGGAAACUUGUCAUUAAAGCCAGUGAGAACCCUAUAAUCCUGCACACAAGAUCUAUACUGGUGGAGCAUGGAGGGGAACUGCACAUAGGAAGCGAGGACUGCCCUUUUCAGGGUCAUUUUACCAUCGUCCUUUAUGGAAGGUCAGAUGAUGAUGAGGCACCUCAUGACUAUUUUGGCCAAAAAUUCAUUGGAGUGGGCGUAGGAGGAACCCUUGAAAUUCAUGGGGAGAAAAAAUUGUCUUGGACAUUUCUGAACAAGACGCUGCAUCCUGGGGGCAUGAGCGAAGGAGGAUAUUACUUUGAGAAGAGUUGGGGUCACCGUGGAAUAAUUGUUCAUGCUAUCAGUCCCAAGACUGGUGAAGUGAUUCAUUCUGACAGGUUUGACACAUUCAAGUCCCGAGAUGAGAGUAUCCGCUUGGCUCACUUUCUCAAAUCUGUCUCAGAUGGAACUAUCCUGUCCAUUGCUGUGAAUGAUGAGGGCUCCCGACACUUGGAUGAUUUAACAAGGAAAACCAUGACAAGACUUGGCAGCCGUCACUUUCUGCGUCUUGGAUUCCGGCAUCCCUGGUGUUUUAUCACCGUAAAAGGAGACCCAUCAAGUGCUGUGGAAGACCAUGUUGAAUACCAAGGAAGCAGGGGCUCAGCGGUGGCCACAGUGCACAAAUUAUUCCAAGCUGAAAAUGGUGAAGCUUUUAAUGUGUCUUUAACCAGUGAGUGGAUUCAGGAUGUGGAAUGGACAGAGUGGUUUGACAAGUAUGACAACACAAUGUACCGGGACUGGGAGAAACUCUCCGAACUAAGGACCAUUUAUCCUGGAAAGAUCUGCACACACCCUGUUGACAUCCAGGUAACUGCCCUUGAUGGCACCACUAUUCCAGUACAAGUGGUCUAUAAAGGGGGACAUGAUUAUAGAUUUGAGUGUCGGAAGAAUGACCAGAUCAGUUUACAGUGCCCGAACUACAAAGUCCGAUUCCUUUGUGGAAAACCAGUGAGACCCCGGUUGAUAGUGACCAUAGAUACCAAUGUGAACAGCACCGUCCUGCAUCUGGCAGACAACGGCAAGUCUUGGAAAGCAGGAGAUGUCAUUGUUGUGGCCAGUACUGAUUACUCCAUGCACCAGACUGAAGAAUUCACAUUGAUGCCCUGCAGAGCCUGCUCUGCCAAUCAGAUCAAAGUGAAAGGUAAAGCCAAGUACCUUCACAUUGGUGAGCACAUGGAUGGUGUUGAUAUGAGGGCAGAAGUCGGGCUCCUCAGCAGGAACAUAGUAAUUUAUGGAAAAAUGGAGCAGACCUGUUAUAACUCUUCUGUUUGUAAAUACUUCAACUUUGACACAUUUGGAGGCCAUCUCAAGGUUAGACGUGGUUUCAAGGCUGUGCAUCUUGAAGGAAUGGAGGUCAGGCACAUGGGACAGCAGACGAUGGGGCACUACCCUAUCCAUUUCCACACUGCCGGCAAUGUGGAUGAAAAGGGAGGAUAUUUCCCACCCACUUACGUGAAAGAUAUCUCAAUCCAUCACACUUUUUCCCGCUGCAUCACUGUCCACGGCUCCAAUGGCUUACUGGUUAAAGACAUUGUGGGUUAUGACAGCCUGGGGCACUGCUUCUUCACAGAAGAUGGGCCUGAGGAACGGAACACCUUUGACCACUGUUUAGGCCUUCUUACCAAAGCUGGAACUCUGCUGCCAUCAGACAGAGACAAUACAAUGUGCAAAAACAUCUUGGAUGGGUCAUACCCAGGAUAUGUAGCCAAACCCAGGCAAGAUUGCAAUGCUGUUUCCACCUUCUGGAUGGCGAACCCCAACAACAACCUCAUCAAUUGUUCAGCUGCAGGGUCUGAAGAAACUGGAUUUUGGUUUGUUUUCCAUCAUGUGCCUACUGGACCGUCUGAAGGAUUGUACUCUCCAGGGCACUCCGAACACACCCCACUUGGAAAAUUCCUUAACAACAGAGCUCAUUCCAACUACAGGGCUGGAAUGAUCAUUGACAAUGGAGUGAAGACUACUGAAGCCAGUUACAAAGAUAAGAGACCAAUAUUCACACUGGUUGGAGCAAGGUAUGGGCCACAUCAGGACGCUGAUCCUUUCAAGCCGCGAGUACCUGCAAUAAUCCAGCAUUUUAUUGCUUACAAGAACCAAGACCAUGGAGCCUGGCUGCGUGGAGGCGAUGUUUGGCUGGAUAACUGCCAAUUUUCAGAUAAUGGCAUUGGAUUAACACUUGCCAGCGGGGGCACUUUCCCAGAUGAUGAUGGAUCCAAGCAAGAAAUUAAAAACAGUAUAUUUGUUGGUGAGAGUAACAAUGUGGGGACAGAAAUGGCAGACAACCCAGUUUGGGGACCAGGGGGCAUUGACCACAGCGGAAGAACUCUCCCGAGGGGCCAAAACUUCCCAAUCCGUGGAAUUCAGAUCUAUGACGGGCCAAUUAAUAUUGAGAACUGCACCUUCAGAAAAUUUGUAUCUCUGGAAGGACGUCACACCAGUGCAAUUGGAUUCCGACUCAACAAUACCUGGCAAAGCUGCCCCAAGAAUAAUAUGACUAAUAUUAAAUUUCAGGAUGUGCCUAUUUCAUCCAGAGUUUUCUUUGGGGAGCCUGGCCCAUGGUUCAAUAAGUUGAACAUGGAUGGGGACAAGACAACCGUAUUCCAUGAUUUGGAUGGUUCGGUAUCAGAAUAUCCUGGGGCGUACCUGAUUAAGGAUGAUAACUGGUUGUUGAGACACCCUGAUUGCAUUGAUGUGCCUGAUUGGAAGGGAGUCAUCUGCAGCGGGAACUAUGCACAAAUCUACAUCCAGGCACGAAGACCAGCUGACCUAGGAAUGAAGAUUAUAAAAGAUGAGUAUCCGGAUCAUCCAAUGCAUCUGGAGGGAGCUUUGGGUAAAAUCAACCAUUAUCAGCAGUACCAGCCUGUGAUUACUCUGCAGAAAGGCUACACAGUGCACUGGGAUAACACCGCCCCAGAGGAGCUCACAAUCUGGCUUAUCAAUUUCCAGAGGCACAACUGGAUUCAAAUAGGAUUUUGUUAUCCUAAAGGGACAACAUUUUCCAUCCUCUCAGACAUCCACAAUCGUCUCACAAAGCAAACUUACAAAACAGGAACCUUUGUGCGAACCUUCCAGAUGGAUAAAAUCUACCAGGCCCACCCCGGCAGGGGUUAUUAUUACUGGGAUGAAGAGUCAGGGCUUCUGUUCGUUACACUGAAAGGACAAAAUGAAAAGGAGAAAUUUGCCUUCUGCUCUGUGAAAGGCUGUGAGAGGAUAAAGAUCAAAGCUUCAAUCCCAAAGGGUGCAGGUGUCAGUAAUUGCCAAGCAUUUGCCUAUCCCAAAUAUGCUCAGACUCCAGUGGUGGAUGUGCCAAUGCCAAAGAAGCUGGACCCAAGCCUUCUGCCAACCUCUAGUGAUCACUUUCUGGAGAUAAAAGUUGAGACUUACAACACCAGAUAUUUCCAUCUGAAUGACGACUUUGCCUACAUUCAGGUUGGUGGCACAAAGUAUUUUAUGCAGGAUGAUGGGAUUGAAGUUGUUGUAAUUGAUGGAUACAACGGGAAAGUUGUGGAUAGUGCGAGCUUCAGAACCUCCAUUCUCCAAGGAAUUCCAGCACAAUUCAACAACUAUGUCACAAAUAUCAAGGAUAACUCAGUGGUGGUCAUUGUCUCCAAGGGAAGGCUGUAUCCCAAAGGCCCCUGGGUGAAGGUUCUGGGGAGACUUGGGAUUGAGGCAGAUGUAAAGCUAAAAGAGAAAAUGGCCUUUGUGGGCUAUAAGGGGCACUUUCAUCCCUUGUGGAUCAAGCUGGUUACUGACAACGAAGCAGCCAAAAUCUUUCAAGCCAUUCCAUUCCCUGUGAAAAGGAAAAUGAAAUUAUGAAGCUGAGGAGAGACCUUACCUUUAUCAUCACUGCCAGAAGAGUGAGGAGCCCCUUAGAUAGAAUGCACAACUGCUCCUCCCAAGGACUGCAUUCAGACUGUGUUUUCUUUAUACUGGUUAUGUUUGUUCCCGGGUAGAUGGAAACCUGUCCCUAGCACUUAGAAUAAGGUCCCUUAGAAAAGCUGUUUUUCCAUGCAUGGGAUCGUAAUGCUGUCAGAUGAAAAGUACUCCAGGGGUAACUCCUAAUGCAUUCCUGUUGUUAAGGCUCAGUAUAGUAGCUAGUGUUUUGUGGUGUGUGAGAUUCAUUUUGGGUCACAUUGUUUGCAUCAAACAUUUUACCAAAAUAUUAGUGUUAUCUUCACACCCGAUCAGAUUCACCCAUUCGAGCACCCUAUUUACACAAUGUGCUCUAAAGGUCACCUAAUAUAUACACUAUACAGCACUAAACCAAUAGAUGGUUGCUUUGUGUUAGUAUGUACAAGUGCCCAUUUGCUGUGAAAAUGCCAUUUCUUAGAUGAGGGACAUUUGAAGUUGUCCUUAGCCUUCAGACCUUUUGCUUUGGGACCAGAAAUCCAGUGACAGGUGAAGCAAAGCCCAGUGAAUAUGACAGACCUGCCUGCUGAUCAAUAUGAGAAGAGCAAUUCAUCACAAACUGAUUUGUGCUCAUGUAACUAGUGGAAAUAUGAUGGUUUUAGAAAGGGGAGUAAUUUUUAAUUGCUUUGCUUGAAGGCUGCCAUUGGGAUUGGUAGUUGGCUAACAUCAGAGGUUGGCCAAACCUAAUUCUAUUGUUCUCCCUUUCAGAAUGAGCGAUACUUACCCAUAGCAAACCUAUGCUUUCAGGUGAUAGUCAAUAAGCAUAUAAAGAUUGCUUCAACAUUCUCCUGUCUUUUGACUGAAGCGGUCUAUAUGCCGGUGAGUGGGAAGAUCCUUGUGCUGCACUUCCAAUUUCAUGAUCCUAGAAAUCUGCCUUUGUUUUACAAUAGGAGAACAAAUGAAUGGCUCUUAGAUCUCCAUACACUAAAGCAAAGCUGCCUGGCCUGAUAUGGCCUUCCAAAAGAUUUUGUAACCUCAGACUGCUGACUUCUUUGUAUGAAAUCAUAAUUGUUUAAUCAUUUUAUUAUACUCUAGUUCCCAAACAUGCAGUAUAGUUAAUAAAAGGCUCAUUAUAUGAUGUUGGGCAGCACUGCAUUAAAGUGUUGUAUCUAACACUUUGAAUACGACUCCUGUACCAUACUAUGGUGCUGCCCAGCAUUCUGGAGGACAUGUAAGCCAGGGACAUUCCCGGGGCCACCCAAGUGCCCCCCACUUCCUACUCCAAACACAUGCCAAGCUGCAGACGGAGUGCAGUGCAAGAGUUCUAGGAGACAGUGGAAUUUUCAUCUUGCCCAUUUCUGUAAACCUGACACUGUACCAUAGCAAUGCAAGGAAGGUCCCCAACACACACUGGUCUCUCUUUUAUGCCAAAGUAGAUUUUAUUGGGUGCAUUUUUAAUAGUAACACUAGCACUUUCUCACUUUAACCUGUUUUUUAUGCAUAACAAUCCCAUGCAAUUUCUAAUUGUGCAGUUGGAAUCGUAUCUAGUUAUUGUAUUCUAUUUCUGUAUGCUCCAGCGAUGUGCUCAGUCAUGUUUGCUUGAUGGGGUAGUCUAGUGUGCAUUUCAAUACGCUAUCAACCAUGACUUUACGCAUUACUAGUACUCUCAACACUGGUUACUGAAACAGCAGUGCCGAGUUCAAGUUCCCUACACUGGUCCAUAGACUUGUCCCAGUGCCUGGUUAUGUGGUUACCUUAUUAUAUAGUAUAAAGGCCUCAAGUGCUAAUAGGGGAGACAUACUGUAUCUGACUGUAGCUCAGCUGACCAACACAUGAUAAAUUGGUCCCCUUAGAACAACAUAUGUCACCUAUUAAACCACCACCUUGUGACUUAUAGACACUCCAAGUUAUUAGUUGAGGGUGUAUGAAAAUAUGAGUGCUACCACAUAACAUCAGAGUAGGAGUUAGGGAGGUAAGGCAUGCUGUGUUCCAGUGGUUUUGCUUUGCACUAUCUGGUGGUUUCUGCUGCAUUAGAAAAUCACCUUUCCAGCACUCUAGAGUAGCUAUAGGUUGACGUGGACACAUAUCUUGCCCAAACCAGCUUCGCCAAUGGGAUAAACAGAUUAUCUGCUACGCACUUAGAUUCAAUGACUAGGAUGCGAUAUUUCUGGUACAGAAAUUGUGUAUUCUCGUUCGUUUGUUUUCCAGGCACCGAAAUAGCUGGUCCUUUUUCGGAAAUAGAUGUAAAAGUUUCUGUAAAGUGUUUUGUAUGUAAGCAAUAUUUCUUAUAGACUUCUUCUUCACGUGAAAAGAAAUAUAUAUAUUUUGUAUUUAUUUAUUCAUCAGAAGGCCUGGGAAUGGACUAGAUGUGUCAUUGUCCCAUAGAUGUAAAAGGUUUUGAAUAAAUGGCUAUUUUUAGAGAUCUUCUUUGUAAAUCAGUAUUUCUGUUAUCAACAAGAUUGGAAAACCAUGUUUUGUUUUUAAAAAAAAUGCCUGUUUUGCUGAUUUUGACUUAUCUAGAGGAUGUCGUCUGUUUGGAAUUCCCAAAUAAAGGUUCAAAACAA
This is a messenger RNA of Xenopus laevis (African clawed frog), 7039 nucleotides long. RefSeq names its product cell migration inducing hyaluronidase 1 L homeolog (gene cemip.L). Lineage: Eukaryota; Metazoa; Chordata; Amphibia; Anura; Pipidae. The record is from RefSeq and is a predicted model, not a curated record. The coding region runs from base 378 to 4442 and encodes 1354 amino acids. Gene Ontology annotation, cellular component: extracellular region; plasma membrane; membrane. Gene Ontology annotation, molecular function: hyalurononglucosaminidase activity; carbohydrate binding. The transcript has 29 exons.